AUGGAAACUCCUUGGGCCCAAACUACGAAUGAACUUUUAGAGCAUUUUAGUGUUCACCCCGACCGUGGACUAUCUUCUGACCAGGCAGCAAAGCAUGCGCAAAUCUACGGCAAAAAUGAACUACCCGAUGAGCCCGCUACACCCCUCUGGGAGCUUAUUUUAGAGCAAUUCAAGGACCAGCUUGUCCUCAUUUUACUUGCUUCUGCGGUCAUCUCCUUCGUCCUUGCGCUUUUCGAAGAAUCCGAGUCUUUCGCUAGUGCAUUUGUGGAGCCCCUCGUUAUUCUCCUAAUUCUUGUGGCAAAUGCAACUGUUGGCGUCAUCCAAGAAACCAACGCUGAGAAGGCGAUAGACGCCCUCAAGGAGUACUCCCCAGAUGAGGCUAAAGUUCUCCGCUCUAGCCAGUUGGCUCGAAUUCACGCCUCCGAACUCGUUCCUGGCGAUAUCAUCUCUGUGGCCGUUGGUGACAAGGUUCCCGCUGACUGCCGGCUCUUGUCGGUGUCUUCCAGUAGUUUCCGUAUAGACCAGGCUAUCUUAACGGGGGAGAGCGUCAGCGUCAACAAAUACCUCGACGUCGUCUCUGACCUCAAAGCAGUGAAACAGGAUAUGACGAACAUGCUCUUUUCGGGAACCACCGUUGUCAACGGCAAUGCCAAAGCCAUCGUAGUCUUCACUGGCUCUCGCACUGCAAUCGGGGAUAUUCACAAGUCUAUCACUUCACAAAUAUCUGAGAAAACGCCUUUAAAACGCAAAUUAGAUGACUUUGGUGACCUUCUCGCCAAGGUCAUUUCCGUUAUCUGCAUUCUUGUCUGGCUUGUCAACAUCCGUCAUUUUUGGGAUCCCUCUCAUCAUGGAGUUCUAAAAGGUGCCAUCUAUUACUUCAAAAUAGCCGUGGCCCUCGCAGUUGCCGCCAUUCCCGAAGGAUUAGCAGCGGUUAUAACCGCUUGUUUGGCUCUUGGGACGAAGAAGAUGGCUCAGAAAAACGCUAUCGUUCGGAACCUACCCAGCGUGGAAACCUUGGGUUGCACCAAUGUCAUCUGCUCAGACAAGACAGGCACUCUAACGACCAACCAAAUGAGUGUUUCCAAGUUUUUGGUAGUCGACGGCCGUACGGGUAGUCCUCGCGAAUAUGUUGUUGAAGGCACUACGUUCGCACCGUACGGGUCUGUGACAUCCGCUGAUGGUAAGGAGGCCUCUGAUGAACUCAAGUCAGACGCUAUCCAACGAUUGGCGGAAAUCAGCUCUAUCUGCAAUGACGCAAAGAUAGUUUUCAACGCGGACAAAGGCGUCUAUACGAAUGUUGGUGAGCCAACUGAAGCAGCGCUCAAAGUUCUGGUCGAAAAACUGGGAUGCCGUGACGCCGAUGUCACUAAAUCUCUUGCGACUCUAUCUCCCGCAGUUCGAGCCAAUGCUGUCAACGAGCAUUUUGAGCGUUCGAUAUCUCGUUUGCUCACCUUCGAAUUCUCACGUGACCGUAAAAUGAUGUCUGUCCUCGUUCGGCUCAAUGGCUCUGGAGCACUUUUUGCCAAGGGAGCACCAGAGUCAGUACUCGAUCGCUGCUCUUCAGUACGGGUGGACGGUGCUGUAAUUCCUCUCACUCCCCAAACACGAGCAUCAAUCUUGGAGAAGACUUUGUCCUAUGGCGCAAGUGGCCUGCGCACUCUGGCUCUGGCUUAUGUUGACGUCAGCGACCUUGAUGCCAAUCAUUACCACUCGGAAAGCACCAAAGACUACGGGCGGUUUGAACAAAACCUGACAUUCGUUUCUCUUGUCGGUAUGCUGGAUCCACCUCGCCCCGAGGUACGGGAAGCCGUGGCCAACUGCAAAGCCGCCGGUAUCCGUGUUAUCUGCAUCACUGGCGACAAUAAGGGCACAGCAGAGACUAUUUGCCGACAAAUUGGCAUUUUUGACGAGGAUGAAGAUCUAACCGGCAAGAGCUAUACGGGACGGGAGCUUGAUGGGUUAACGCAGGAGGAGAAGGUUGCUGCAGUCCAAAGGGCGAGCCUUUUCUCAAGGACAGAGCCUGCACAUAAGAGCCAGCUUGUCGACUUACUGCAAGGGCUGGGCUUGGUUGUCGCAAUGACUGGAGACGGAGUCAAUGAUGCACCUGCUCUAAAGAAAGCAGACAUUGGCGUUGCCAUGGGUAGUGGGACAGAUGUUGCUAAACUUGCAGCAGACAUGGUUCUCGCUGACUCUAAUUUCGCAACGAUAGAGAAGGCAGUUGAAGAAGGUAGACUCAUCUAUAACAACACGAAGCAAUUCAUUCGCUAUCUAAUUUCCUCCAACAUUGGCGAGGUCGUCAGCAUAUUUCUUACUGUGCUUCUGGGAAUGCCAGAAGCCUUAAUUCCCGUACAACUUCUUUGGGUCAACUUGGUGACCGACAGUCUACCAGCCACGGCCUUAGGGUUCAACCCACCAGACCAUUCAAUCAUGCGUGUCCCCCCGAGAGAUAGUCGGGAACCACUGAUCGGCAAAUGGCUCUUCUUCCGAUAUAUGGUGGUUGGCAUGUAUGUUGGCUGUGCGACUGUGUUUGGCUAUGCGUGGUGGUUCAUGUUCUACACUGGUGGACCCCAGAUCUCCUAUUAUCAACUGACGCAUUUCCACCAGUGCUCAUCACUCUUCCCUGAGAUCGGAUGCGAAAUGUUUGUCAAUACGAUGGCACAGCGGGCAACAACGAUGAGCUUGUCGAUUCUGGUGACGGUGGAGAUGUUCAAUGCCAUCAACUCCCUUUCAGAGAACGAGAGCUUGUUGGUCCUACCAGUUUGGAGGAAUCUCUUCCUCGUUGGGGCUGUAGCUCUUAGUAUGGCGCUACACUUUAUGAUCCUCUAUGUGCCAUUCUUCACGUCACUAUUUGCAAUCACCCCACUUAAUUGGGUCGAGUGGAAAGCCGUACUCUAUCUCAGUGCCCCUGUCGUUCUCAUUGAUGAAGUCCUCAAGUUCGUCUCGGCCACGUUCAUCAACCCACCGUCAAAACUUAAACUCGAUUGA
Molecule: messenger RNA, 2985 nt
Organism: Mycena indigotica
Lineage: Eukaryota; Fungi; Basidiomycota; Agaricomycetes; Agaricales; Mycenaceae
Product: Calcium-transporting ATPase
Exons: 11
Coding region: 1-2985 (994 amino acids)
Biological process (GO): intracellular calcium ion homeostasis; calcium ion transmembrane transport
Cellular component (GO): membrane
Molecular function (GO): ATP binding; ATP hydrolysis activity; P-type calcium transporter activity
Source: RefSeq, a predicted model, not a curated record